UUGGGUUGGGAGAGAGAGAAGAAAAGAAGAGAAGCGAAGUCACCUUCUGACCUUUCUUUCUUUUCCUUCUCCUGACAUUCCAACUCUGCAAAAUACCCACUUUUUCUUUUUUUCUAUUUUCAACCAUUUAUUCUCUAAAUCUCAAGCUUUUUGUUUAAUAUUAUUUCAUCUUUACUUACCUAUUUUGUCCCUACCCUUUUGUCAAAAUCCCUCAUUCUUUGUCUCCUUUCAACAUCCCGGGCUUAUAUAUAUUCCACCAGCAAAAGUUCAGAUUUUUUCUGUGUGUAAGGUAUCUCUGUCUUUGUGUAACACCCCAUACAGCACCACCCAAGUUUCAAUUUUUAAGAUAAUUUAUUUGGUACCGGAGUUUUUAUCGUUUUGGGUACAUUAAAAUGCCCGGCAUUGUUAUGGAUGAAAUUCAUGAAGAAGGGGUUGUGAAUGAACUGAAUGGGAAUUCUACACCUAUCAAGGAAAAUUUAGUUGAAAAUAAGUCGCCGAAGAAAACAAGUCCACAAAGCCCUGGGAUUGCGGCUGCUGAUUCUCCUGCUAAUGAGGUUGUUGAUACCUCAAUUGAGCAGCUUUAUGAAAAUGUUUGUGACUUGCAAAGUUCAGAUCAGUCUCCCUCUAGGCGUAGCUUUGGAUCUGAUGGUGAAGAGUCUAGGAUUGAUUCAGAGUUGCGCCAUCUUGUAGGAGGGGAGAUGAAGGAGGUGGAGAUAAUGGAAGAAGAAGUGGUUGAUAAGCCUGUAUAUGACUCUCGUAGUGACUCAAGCUCUAAGAAGGGAAGUUCAUCCACUAAUAAGAAGUCAGUGAAGGUGGACAAGACUCAAUCUGUUUCUCCAAGAAAAUCAAAGAAACCUUCUCACUUGCAGUUGGACUCUGAAGCAUCAUUGAAAUCAAGUCCUAAGGGCAAAAGUCCUCCUGAGAAGCCUUCUAUGGGUAGGCGAAAUGAUAAGAGUUUGAAAAAACAAAACUCUGGUGCCUCUCUUGUGAAGAAGCAUAAAAAUUCUCCUUUGGGAGGGUCUAAGUUACAGGACGGAUCUCAGGAUCCUGCCGAAUCAGAGUUAGCCAAUCCAGAUCUAGGACCCUUUUUACUUAAGCAAGCAAGGGAUUUGAUUUCUUCUGGGGAUAAUUCUCAGAAAGCACUUGAAUUAGCUCUCCGAGCAGCAAAAUCAUUUGAAAUAUGUGCAAAUGGGAAGCCCAGUUUAGAACUGGUCAUGUGUUUGCAUGUUAUAGCAGCGUUAUACUGCAGCUUAGGCCAAUACAGUGAGGCAAUUCCAAUUCUUAAUCGUUCGAUUGAGAUUCCAUCUAUUGAGGAAGGUCAAGAGCAUGCCCUUGCUAAAUUUGCCGGACACAUGCAACUGGGCGAUUCUUAUGCUAUGCUGGGCCAGCUUGAGAAUUCAAUAAGGUGUUAUACAACAGGAUUGGAGAUCCAAAGACAAGUUCUGGGAGACACUGACCCAAGAGUUGGUGAGACUUGUAGGUAUUUGGCUGAAGCUCAAGUUCAAGCAUUGCAAUUUGAUGAGGCUGAAAAGCUUUGUCAGAUGGCACUAGACAUUCAUAAAGAGAAUGGUUCACCUGCGUCUCUUGAAGAGGCAGCGGAUAGGAGGCUCAUGGGUCUUAUAUGUGAAACAAAAGGAGAUCAUGAAGCUGCCCUUGAGCACCUUGUUUUAGCCAGCAUGGCUAUGGUGGCAAAUGGCCAGGAAGUGGAGGUGGCUUCUGUUGAUUGCGGCAUUGGCGAUACAUACUUAUCUUUGUCUAGAUACGAUGAAGCUGUUUUUGCUUAUCAGAAAGCACUCACAGUUUUCAAGACCACCAAAGGAGAGAAUCAUCCAGCCGUUGGUUCAGUCUUUGUCCGUCUGGCUGAUUUGUAUAACAAGACAGGUAAAUUAAAGGAAUCAAAAUCAUACUGUGAAAAUGCCCUUCGGAUGUAUGAAAAGCCUAUGCCUGGGGUCCAACCAGAGGAGAUUGCAAGUGGACUCACUGAUGUUUCUGUUAUCUAUGAAUCAAUGAAUGAGUUUGAGCAGGCAAUCAAAUUGCUCCAGAAGGCAUUAAAGAUAUAUAAUGAUGCCCCUGGUCAGCAAAGCACAAUAGCUGGAAUUGAAGCCCAGAUGGGGGUCUUGUAUUACAUGUUGGGGGAUUAUUCGGAAUCUUACAAUUCCUUAAAUAAUGCCAUCUCAAAGCUCCGUGCAAGUGGAGAGAAGAAAUCUGCCUUUUUUGGAAUUGCUCUUAAUCAAAUGGGCCUUGCUUGUGUGCAGCGUUAUGCUAUAAAUGAGGCUUUAGCACUAUUUGAAGAAGCUAGGAGUGUUUUGGAACAAGAGUGUGGACCAUAUCACCCUGACACACUUGGGGUGUAUAGCAAUCUUGCUGGAACCUAUGAUGCAGUUGGCAGGUUGGAUGAUGCGAUUCAAAUUCUGGAGCAUGUUGUUGGAGUGAGGGAGGAAAAGCUUGGGACAGCAAAUCCUGAUGUAAAUGAUGAGAAGAAUAGGUUGUCUGAGUUAUUAAAAGAAGCGGGCAGAGCUCGUAACAGAAAAAACAGAUCACUAGAGAAUCUCCUUGACGCCAACUCUCAUAGUAUAAACAAUGAUGGCAUCCAGGUAUUAUAAGGAUGUUUUAUAGAUUCAGGAACGAGUCUGAUGUAUUAUAGGACAUAUUUAUGUAAAAAGGAAAGGAAAGAAAGAUAAAGAAGAAGACAGAUAAAAUGGGGGAGGAGGGUGUUGAUUAGUUUUUUGUUGCGGGGGUCAAUGAAAUAAUUGCCGGGCGGGAUUGGUUGUUCUAUUAAUUUAUAUGAUUAUAUUGGUUGAAGGAUAUUUUAUUUUGUAAUAUUCUGUUGACGUAAUUAUGUUAAAGCUUCAAUAACAUUUUCAUCAUUUGUUUUUCA
Molecule: messenger RNA, 2878 nt
Organism: Quercus robur (English oak)
Lineage: Eukaryota; Viridiplantae; Streptophyta; Magnoliopsida; Fagales; Fagaceae
Product: protein KINESIN LIGHT CHAIN-RELATED 3
Exons: 3
Coding region: 393-2603 (736 amino acids)
Molecular function (GO): protein binding
Source: RefSeq, a predicted model, not a curated record